This is a messenger RNA of Suillus clintonianus, 1470 nucleotides long. Its product is annotated as glycoside hydrolase family 16 protein. Gene Ontology annotation, biological process: glucan catabolic process. The record is from RefSeq and is a predicted model, not a curated record. The transcript is spliced from 6 exons. NCBI's taxonomy places the organism in Eukaryota, Fungi, Basidiomycota, Agaricomycetes, Boletales, Suillaceae. Gene Ontology annotation, molecular function: hydrolase activity, hydrolyzing O-glycosyl compounds. Bases 274 to 1293 code for a protein of 339 amino acids.
GUUUAGCUUGUGGCAAAACUCCGAAACCGCCGCACUGCCAGUGUCAAGCUGUCUAUCAGACCAAGUUUGACUGCCACUUACUCACUGUUCAUUUCAGUCUCGGAAUGUCUUUGACAAUGCCGUUAUUCUACCGAAAGCCAACCAAAGGCUACCGCAUAGCUUGAACUUGAAUUCCAUUGACACUAAUUCAUGUUCAGCCUGAGCCGUUGGUCGUACUGGCAUUCACAUUAGAACCAGUCAGAACAACCGGAUCCUGUCCUUGCUUUAUCAACGAUGUAUACUAGAUGUGCAAUACUCGCACUCGCUUCCUUGGCGGUGGUCAACGCCCGGUCACUGCUCCCAUCCUUGACUGUGACCUACAAUUUGAUCGCCUCACAUGUCGGCCAUGACUUUCUAGAUAAUUAUUCCUGGGAGACAGCAGACGAUCCGACGCACGGCCGUGUCAACUUUGUCGACCAAGCUACAGCUCUCAAAAAUAAUCUGACUUUCGUUUCGGACUCGAAGCUUGUCAUGCGCGCUGAUGACAUGAACAAAGUUGCCAAAUCUGCCCGCGGACGAGACAGUGUACGCAUACACUCGAAAGCCGCCUACGAUGACGUCUUGUUGGUCCUCGACAUAGCACACAUGCCCGAGGGCUGUUCAACGUGGCCUGCAUGGUGGACAUUGAGUCAACAGGGGCCCUGGCCUAACGGUGGCGAAAUUGAUAUCCUCGAAGGCGUCAACCUCGGUCAAGCAAAUCUUGCCUCGCUACACACCACACCGAAUUGUACUAUGCCACAAGAUCGAUUACAGAAAGGGAAGACACAGUCCACUUCGUGCGACGCAUCCAUGAACUCCAACCAGGGUUGUGGAGUAUCUUUUCCUGAGCAAGAUUCUUUUGGGGCAAGCUUCAACGCAGGGGGCGGUGGCUUGUACAUCAUGGAAAAGAGCAGCCAGAAGGGCGUCUCAGUCUGGUUUAUAAGCCGCAGCAACUUGAUGCAAGUCAACAGUGACGAGGUCAUCCUGGACAUGAUGGAUCUAUUCACACCUGAUGCGUACUUCCCGAUGCAAAGCAAUGAGUCGCCGCAUGACAACUGCGACUACUCCGAACACUUCAAUGCACAUAGCAUCGUUAUUGAUCUGACAUUGUGUGGUGACUGGGCAGGGUCCGAGUCGGUAUGGAAUACGUCCACGUGUGCAGCAAAAGCCUCUACUUGUGAGAGCUUUGUUGACAACAAUCCUCACGAGUUCGCCGAUGCCUAUUGGGAAAUCAACUCCCUCAAGAUAUACACACCCACUGGUAUUUUGCCUUAGUUUGAUGCCCACACUCAUACAUCUUAAUUAUACCAUACCAUACAGCUACUAAUGUAGCAAGUCCGGACGAUCUGUUCAGCAUUAUAGAAGUCUGUCAUUUAGCCCUUGCAUUGUUUACGUUACUCGUUGUUUUGCGUUAGACACUGGAGCUUGAAUACAUGUUGGGGCCUCGGGGUA